AUGGCAUCUCACCGUAAACCGCGCAACAUACCACGUUUCGGCUCGCAGUCAUCCCAAACCGACAACAUAGUGAAGCAUAACGAGCGCCAUUGCAAAUUAAGUAAAAACAUGAAAAACGUGACUUGUGAGUCAAGUCUCUUUGCGUUGCCGGGUGGGAAAAGUCCUGAAGUAACGUCAUGCUAUUCAAGACAGGUACGAACAAACUACCUUUUGAGGUUUUAUUGCUCGGUCAAGGCGAAUAAAAAGACCGCACGCAAAUCUACAGAGACUCCGAUGGCAGCUGACGGCGGGAAAUCACUGCCAGCUAAAAAACUUACUCGCAGUAAAGGGACCUCAUCCGAUUAUUUUCAAUUCCCAUCAGAAGAUGUCAAAUCAACAGAUGAAAGGUCCCGAACAAAACAAGACGUGUUGAGGACAAUCAAGAGAAUGACAGAAGAGAACAAGGUCAUCAGAGAAAGAUUACUCGCCUUGAGUCAGAUGAGCCAAAGCAGUUGAGGUGGUUCCACGGGUAGAGUCAAAUGAAGUAUACCAUUCACCAUCAGUGCUACAGCAGUUGCUUAUAUAUGUUUUAAUGUGCA
This is a messenger RNA of Triplophysa rosa, 578 nucleotides long. RefSeq lists its product as uncharacterized. NCBI's taxonomy places the organism in Eukaryota, Metazoa, Chordata, Actinopteri, Cypriniformes, Nemacheilidae. The record is from RefSeq and is a predicted model, not a curated record. Bases 1 to 495 code for a protein of 164 amino acids. The transcript is spliced from 4 exons.